CAACCUCUCGUUAUCGAUAUUUCUCGGAACAAAGUUUAUCCUCCUGCGAAUAUCCUUUUCUCCCUCCCCCCAAACCUUAAAAACCCAGCCCCCUCUCUCUCUCAACGCCCAACUGAGAAAUCUUUUUUGCUGAAAAUUGGUCGAAACCGGCGUUUCUUCUUCCAAAGGUACUAGUAAAAAUAUCUACACACCAGUUUGUCGAAACUCGAAAGCAGACAUCAAAUGGCACAUUUGGUCGGAGUUUCCUGUACUUUAAUAAAUCCCUUUCCAUCCACCAAAACUUGCACCAAACUAUUGAAUCAGUCUUCACCGCUCUCUCAUACUUCUAUUCAAUUUAGGACAUCCAAAUCUCCAAAUGUCAUCCUCCAAUCUUUUAAGCAAAAACCUCAAAGACAACAGGUAAUUUCUGCUACUGCUACCCCUAUAAGCCAUGAAAUUAAAGGCCAACCUCGAUCAAAUUCUCCCCAAAUUCCUAACGAAUCAACUUCCAAACCCAAAAAAGUUAUGAUCAUCGGUGGUGAUGGAUAUUGUGGAUGGGCUACUGCUCUCCACCUUUCGAACAAAAAUUAUGAAGUUGCUAUAGUUGAUAAUCUAGUUCGCCGUCUAUUUGAUCACCAACUUGGCCUUGAUUCUCUCACCCCUAUUUCUUCAAUCCAAAAUCGAGUUCGUAGAUGGAAAUCUCUCACUGGAAAAUCAAUACAACUCCAUAUCGGAGACAUUUGUGACUUUGAAUUCUUAUCCGAAGCCUUCAAAUCUUUUGAGCCAGAUUCUGUUGUGCAUUUUGGCGAGCAAAGGUCAGCACCAUACUCGAUGAUAGACCGGUCAAGAGCUGUGUACACUCAGCAUAACAAUGUAAUUGGGACUCUUAAUGUUCUCUUUGCCAUCAAAGAGUUUAGAGAAGAGUGCCAUUUAGUAAAGCUUGGGACUAUGGGAGAGUAUGGAACGCCAAAUAUUGAUAUUGAGGAAGGAUUCAUAACAAUCAAUCAUAAUGGGAGAACUGAUACAUUGCCUUAUCCAAAGCAAGCGAGUUCAUUCUAUCAUCUUAGCAAAGUUCAUGAUUCGCAUAAUAUUGCGUUUACUUGCAAAGCGUGGGGAAUUAGGGCGACUGAUUUGAACCAGGGUGUAGUUUAUGGAGUGAGGACAGAUGAAACAGAGAUGCACGAGGAGCUAUGCAAUAGAUUUGAUUAUGAUGGGGUUUUCGGAACUGCUCUUAACAGAUUUUGUGUUCAAGCGGCUGUCGGGCAUCCUCUUACUGUAUAUGGAAAGGGUGGUCAGACCCGAGGUUACUUGGAUAUCAGAGACACAGUUCAAUGCGUAGAGCUCGCAAUCGCUAAUCCAGCUAACCCAGGUGAAUUCCGAGUCUUCAACCAAUUCACCGAACAAUUCUCUGUCAAUGAGCUUGCUGGCUUAGUCACCAAAGCAGGCAAGAAACUCGGACUCGACGUUAAGACCAUAUCGGUUCCGAAUCCUCGUGUUGAAGCUGAGGAACACUACUACAAUGCCAAACACACGAAACUUGUGGAACUGGGUCUCAAGCCUCAUCUUCUAUCAGAUUCUCUUCUAGAUUCUGUUCUCAAUUUUGCUGUUAGGUACGAGGAUCGUGUUGAUACUACGCAGAUAAUGCCGAGUGUUUCUUGGAAGAAGAUUGGAGUCAAGCCUAAGACUGUCUCUGUUUGAGUUUCGUCGUUAAAGCAAUUGGAAUUCGGUGAAAUAUGAUGUCAAUACCAUAAAGUUGGCAUUAAUUCCAAGGUGAAAUAUGAUGUCAAUACCAUAAAGUUGGCAUUAGCUACGUUGUAUAAUUAUAGUUCAGGUUACUAGUUACAGGAAAGUGACUGGUGUGUUUAUUUUGAUGUGAGAAUGUAGAAUCAUGUAUGUUUACUCCCUGACUCAGAAAGAAUACCUGGAGUGGAUGUUUUUAUUUGUUUCUGUUAUCUUAAACUUUUGAGUUGAAUAAACUUUUUGAGGUUCUUAUCUA
Asparagus officinalis (garden asparagus) is the source of this 1975-nucleotide messenger RNA. Its product is annotated as UDP-sulfoquinovose synthase, chloroplastic. The transcript has 3 exons. Gene Ontology annotation, biological process: sulfolipid biosynthetic process; glycolipid biosynthetic process. The record is from RefSeq and is a predicted model, not a curated record. The coding region runs from base 223 to 1677 and encodes 484 amino acids. NCBI's taxonomy places the organism in Eukaryota, Viridiplantae, Streptophyta, Magnoliopsida, Asparagales, Asparagaceae. Gene Ontology annotation, molecular function: UDPsulfoquinovose synthase activity.